This is a messenger RNA of Aureobasidium namibiae CBS 147.97, 3525 nucleotides long. RefSeq lists its product as uncharacterized. Gene Ontology annotation, biological process: regulation of transcription by RNA polymerase II. Gene Ontology annotation, molecular function: DNA-binding transcription factor activity, RNA polymerase II-specific. NCBI's taxonomy places the organism in Eukaryota, Fungi, Ascomycota, Dothideomycetes, Dothideales, Saccotheciaceae. The transcript is spliced from 2 exons. Gene Ontology annotation, cellular component: nucleus. Bases 1 to 3525 code for a protein of 1174 amino acids. The record is from RefSeq and is a predicted model, not a curated record.
AUGCUUACACCGACGCAUAUCAACCCCAGGUUUUUUUCCUACCCCAUCGGUAAUACGCCAGCUGCCAACUUGCUGCGUGAUGUCCGUCCGGGCAAAGAGCCUGUCGAGAUACUCGCGAUUGGCUGCGGCGAUGUUCGAAACAUUCUAUUCACCCUCUGGUCCCAAAGAAACAUCGGAUGUAAACUCAAUUUCACCGCGUGCGACUUAGACCCUGCUGUUCUAGCCCGCAAUGUGUUCCUUCUCACAGCCAUCCCUCGCAGUCCCUCUCCCGACGAGAUUGAACGUCUGUGGAGAAUCUACUACCACUUCUACGUUACCAGUACCGACCUCCUCUUCGUCCAGCAGCAUUGUCAGAAGCUUCUUGCAGCGUCUGAGAGUUUGAUCACAUGGAAUGACUCGUCUUUUGGAUCAUCGCUUAGGUUUUCUACAGAGGCUGGUUUAUCUGAAGUGCGUCGCAUCUGGUCCUUGUACGCUCAGACAAGAACCAAGCAAGAGGACGAUAGAAUCAGAAAUACUAUCAAGUCCAUGUACGAUAGGUAUGUCACCGCAGAGGACAUCAUGUUGAAUGGUUCACGCUCCGCUGGAGCUCAUGGAGAUCUUGCAAUUCCUUUGGUCACCGACGCUUACCAUGAGUAUUGGAAAACCGGCGUCGUAGCAGGCAAUGAUCAAGACCUCUCUGCACUUGUUCAAGAGAACGGCGGCAGAGCCAAUCCGCUCAUCUUUGUCUCGUCAUCCGGCGCUUUCAACGUGCACUACGGUAGCGAUCCCCUUGUUGGGUUCCAUUUGGCUGAGGCGCUUGAUUCCCAUCAGACAACUGAGGCAACCUUGAGUUCUUUCGCACGUCUAGCGAAGUCCCAAUUUGGUGGAUGGUGUCACGAGUUUAUCUCUGGCGUCGCAUCGACAUCGGUCAACAUCAUGCAUCAUUGUGGAGAUGCUGUUAACUUCUCACAUGCUCUGCAAGCAAUCCAAGGCUCCGCCACCGUGCCUCCAUCCACAUACUUCUACACAAAGCCGUGGGGUUCAGUUCCUCUCGACCUACCCUCAUACCUGGUCACUCAAUACGAUGUGAUUGACACUUCGAACGUUAUGGAUCAUGUGGGCCUCUUGAACCUUCUAUCUGCCAUUGUGCCUCUCUUGUCCGAUAAAUCUGGGUCUGUCAUCUACACAGACAGUCUCGUGCAAAGCUCAGAGCAGCCAGAAAAGAUCUUAGAGACUCUGCUGCAUUCGGACGUCACAGUGUUGUCCCUAAUCCUCAGUGUCGCCCCUGUUGGACACCUUUUAAGAACUAUGACAGAUUCGACGCACACCGAGCAGCUGGCCACUAUGUGUGCUCGUUCUGACACAAGCCCUCAACACCAGCAUCGCAUGCGCAUCCCGUGGAAACGUGCUGCUCAAGCUGAUAGCACAGCGUCUGACAGGCACACAUCGUCACACCGCAUCAGAAUGGAUCCGGAAGAGCUCGCUUCCUUCUUCAUGCAUACUUACCUCGCCAUGUUUCGUGAAGCAGAGAACAUAAAAACCGUAAGGCAAGUCACAAGGCGAAAACUGACUUGUCCUCUGACUGGUGAUAUCGGGUUUUACUCUCGCCUUUCGCUCGUCACUCUCAUCGCCUCAGCGAAACGCAACGUAUCCACGGACUGGAACAAAUGCGUGGAUGCUCUCGUUCAGAUGAUCGAGAACGACCGUUCUCUCAUUAUUGGUUCGAACAGUUUGCAAGAACUCUACAUGCAUCUCCAUCUAUACGGACUCUAUCACUCGCCCAUGCUUGAAGGUAAUCCAAGAGAUCGCAGAACGUACUAUGGUGAACCUCGUGAUGCGGGCGAGCCUGGAGUUCUUGGACAACAGUCACUGUCUGGAAUUGUUCAUAUUGCCCUGAUUGUUCCCAGAAGCAACUUUGCUGUUUUCACAGCUCGUCAGUUGGGCACUCCAGGAGUGCAUCUCAGUGUUCGUGGCCACGGUUUCGACAACUGUUUCCAUGCUAUCGACGUCUUCUUUGGUCGAUUCGAGUCAGACGCUGUCGAUUCAUCGAAAGUUGUACAAGAUGCUUCUGGAUGGUCAGGUACUUCCGACAUGAUCGUUACCUGCAGAAUCCCUACUCGAGGAUUACUACUCGGACGUCGGCAGGAUCUUCAUGUUGAGCUUAACAUCAACACUUCGGUAGUCGAUCGCGGCUACAUUCCGCUUCUGGGGGUCCGCAUGACAAUUUUCGGCGCUACCCUCGACAGCAAGAACGUCAGAAUCCUGACGCAAGCACCCUGUACAAAGCCUGAGUCUGUCUCACAUACUGAGCCAGCGAGAUUCACUGAGUCGACAGACACAAUUUCUGCCACGGUAGCUCUCAAGCGCGAUAGUACUGUACAGUCUAUUGCAGUUACGAACAACUUCGCACCUGACUCUGAUCAGGAUCAUGCUUUGAAGAGUGGUGGCGUGGUAGAGAGUUUGCAGAUCUCGCCGAGCGUUCUCGCUGUCUCGAUCGGUGGACAGAAGGACAUAAGCGAGUUCGUCUUCCCUUAUCCCGUCGAUGGUUCUGCUUGCAAGAUUAAGGUCGCCCGUAAGUCUUCCUGGAUCGAGAUCAAGGCUCCUGCAUCUAAUGCCCUCGAACCUGGUGGCUUCAGUCUCAACCCAUUCCCUAUCGUCGGCCAAGAUACCAGCUCUCUAGCUUGGGGUAUGGGACGUGUCGACCCUGAGCUCCAGCCUCCAGUAAAGAUCUCUGCGUCGACUCCUGAAGCUUUGAGGGCGUUGCGUUGGACGGCGCUGAGCAAAGGUGAGCUAGACCAGAUUAAAGCAAAUCCAGGUCGUGUGUCCAGACCGCGUAUGCUCCAGCUCAAAGAGAUGAUUGGUCAGAUGUUCGCUGGCUGUGCUGGAUGUAAUGCAGACGCUCCUAACGAAAGAAUAAACAUGUUCGUGUGGAGACACGACGGAGUGUCCAAGUUCCAGAUCAUCCCUAAUGCUCUUCGCCAUGAUCGGGACACAGGUUCAAUCUUCUUGGACGGCUUCUUCGUACCUGUAACAGCAGAGUCUAUCAGGCGUAUAGUCACUAGCAGCAUGACUCCAAAUUGCCUCGUCAUCGAUGCUAGCACAGAAGAUAUCGAGCUUUGGCAGCGUCUUAUACCCGCCAUCGCCGAACGUUGCCGCUCAUGGGAGCAUUCUUCGGAAUGCAACUACAAGACCAAGCCCGACACGGCCUUUCUUUGCGACUGUGGAGUCGGACAGAACGCAGCAAGCAUGCCUAGCGCUUUCAAAUCUGUCGCUGGUCUUGCCACUCGCAUUGCUCUUCCCUUCAUCUCCGCCGUCCCAUACGUUGAGGCCAUGACCGACGCAAAGAUGAUCUCAGAAAUUGAUGCUGUUAUGGCCGCUGUUGAUCUAGAGCGGAAGACCAAGACACCUAGCGGUGACGCCUGUGACAACUGUGGCAGCGACAAGCCCGGUCUCAAGGCUUGCUCUCGCUGUGAGAAAGUCAAGUACUGCAACCAUGCUUGUCAAAGGGCUGCAUGGAAGAAGCACAAGAAGGUUUGCAAGCGCUGA